CAUGGGAAUCCUCUUUACCCGGAUAUGGAGGCUGUUUAACCACCAGGAGCACAAAGUGAUAAUAGUUGGGCUUGAUAAUGCAGGAAAAACUACUAUUCUUUAUCAGUUUUUGUGAUAGUUGUUGUGGAUAGCACAGACAGAGAGAGAAUUUCUGUAACUAAAGAAGAACUGUAUAAAAUGUUAGCACAUGAGGACUUGAGAAAAGCAGGCUUGCUCAUCUUUGCUAACAAACAGGAUGUUAAAAACUGCAUGACGGUAGCUGAAAUUUCUCAGUUCCUGAAACUAACAUCUAUUAAAGAUCACCAGUGGCACAUCCAGGCAUGCUGCGCUCUUACUGGCGAAGGAUUAUGCCAAGGACUUGAAUGGAUGAUGUCAAGACUUAAAAUCAGAUGAUUCUAACUCUGCACAAAUAUUGUACAAAAGAGAACUGGCUAUUUGGCUGUGAAUUAUUGGCUUAUGUAUAUUUAUAAAAACAAGAUGACUUUUUUUUGCUACCUGAGGGGAUUUCAAACAAGAGAAAACAAUUGGAAGUUCAGCCUUGACUUCCUUUGAUGAUUUCUUUGAACUGACAUUUAAAUACUGUGGCUGGCCUUUCUUUUAUCAAGAAAUAAUGUGCGGAGAUCAAAUACAAGGAAGGAAUUUUAACCUUUACUUUUUAUUAUUCUAGUCUAACUCACUAAAUUGAAAUGCUGACUUUAUUAUUUCCACAAAUCAGAAAAGAAAAUCAGUGGUACAGGUACUGACUGUCUGGUAUUGAAACCGACUGGGAUGCGUUUCAGAAGUGCAAAAAUGUUCCUAUAUGUGAACUGUAUGUUUUAUGUAAUUAUACCUCAUGUUAAGCUUGAUUAAAAUCUGUUGA
Protobothrops mucrosquamatus (brown spotted pit viper) is the source of this 859-nucleotide messenger RNA. RefSeq names its product ADP ribosylation factor like GTPase 5A (gene ARL5A). Gene Ontology annotation, molecular function: GTPase activity; GTP binding. Lineage: Eukaryota; Metazoa; Chordata; Lepidosauria; Squamata; Viperidae. Gene Ontology annotation, cellular component: cytoplasm; trans-Golgi network. Gene Ontology annotation, biological process: vesicle-mediated transport; protein localization to Golgi membrane; intracellular protein transport. The record is from RefSeq and is a predicted model, not a curated record.